ACGUCGCCUGUCUGUGUCUUCUUGAUACAGCUUUCUAGAGAAAGAGAAGCAGGGGGGGGGGCAGCCGCUGAGAUAGGAAAAGCCCGGCCAGAAGCGCCUCGGAGCAACCCAGCCUGUUCUCCCUACAGCGGCGGGGGAAUUACAUAGGAACUACGGGUGGAGCAAGCGCUGGAUAUUUUUUUUUUUUAAUGGCUCCCGCCAGCUGCAGCAUCGCCCGAAGCCUGCCUCUUUUGUAUUGAGAGGGAUUAUUCCUUGGCUGGUUCGAGGGUCCUUUGCUGCCAAGCGGACACGAGUUUCUUCUUGCAAAUGGCUGGCUCACAGAUCAUUCCUCAAGCUUUAUACUUGAGCAACAUGCUGAAAGCUGUGAAGAUAAGAGAGAGAAUGCCUGAAGACCUUGUCAAGUGUGCCAGUGGAAUAAUCCAUCAUUUUAAGAGUAUGCACAAAUAUACUGUGGAGAUGUUUAGAAUAUGUCAGUUUUGCCUGGCAUUUCAGGAGAUUCUUCAAAAGGCACUUAUUGAUCAAGCAACCCAAACCUCACUAGAACGUCAACAGAAGCUCAACUGGUGCCGAGAAGUUAAAAAACUUCUGCCAUUAAAGACUAAUGGAGACGGAAAUUGCCUUAUGCAUGCUGCUUCCCAAUACAUGUGGGGCGUCCAAGACGUUGACUUGGUUCUCAGGAAAACGCUGUUUAGCGCACUCCAGGAGGCUGAUACACGCAACUUCAAGCUGCGCUGGCAACGGGAAACACUGAAAUCACAGGAAUUUGUGGCAACAGGGCUCUGCUAUGAUACCAGGAACUGGGAGGAUGAAUGGGAGAACCUCAUCAAGAUGGCAUCUGCAGAAACGUCAGUUGCCCAAGGAGGCCUUCAGUAUAACUCUUUAGAAGAGAUUCACAUAUUCGUCCUUGUUAACAUCCUAAGGCGGCCAAUUAUAGUUGUUGCAGACAGAAUGAUUAGAAGCUUACAGUCAGGUUCUAGUUUUUCCCCUCUGAAUGUUGGUGGAAUUUACUUGCCUCUCCAUUGGCCGCCAGAAGAGUGCUACCGCUAUCCCAUCGUCCUCGGCUAUGAUAGCAUGCACUUCACACCGCUUGUUGUUCUGAAAGACAGCGGCCCAGAAAUCCGGGCAGUCCCAUUGGUCACCUGUGAAAGAGGCAAGUUUGAAGAUCUGAAGGUGCACUUCCUAACAGACUCUGAAGAAAGGGAGAAAGAAAAGCUGCUAAGAGAGUACCUAAUAGUAAUAGAAAUUCCAGUGCAAGGCUGGGAUCCUGGGACAACACAUCUCAUUAAUGCUGCAAAAUUGGAUGAAGGGAACUUGCCCAAAGAUAUUAAUUUGGUAGAAGACUACUUUCAGCUAGUGCUACAUGAGUACAAGAACUGGCAAGAGAACAGUGGGCCGAGCGGAAGGAAAACAGGCAGACGGGAGCAGCUGGAGUUGCACUUGCCCCAGCUGUCACUGGUGGAGGCAAAGUGUGAGACUCCCAAUUGCCCUUUUUACAUGUCCGUGAGCACCCAGCCCUACUGCCACGAAUGCUUUGAACAGAAGCAACAGGGAAAUAAGGGGAGGAAGCAGAAUCUCCGGACAGGGUCUGAGAAAUCCUGGGCAAAGAGUUCCAGUUCGAUGAAAGGAGAGCUUGCCAAAUUUGCAGCUCAGAGUUGUGAAAAGCCAGGGCCUGAAAAACCUCGCUCUGCACCUCCAACAGCCCCGAGCCUUUUUCUGUACAGCGAAACCACUGCCAUGAAGUGCAGGACACCCGGCUGCCCCUUCACCCUGAAUGUGCAAUAUAACGGACUCUGUGAACGCUGCUACAACUCAACAGGAUUCAGCCCUUGCGACAAUCCAGGUGAGCCAAGGCAUCCAGACUGUGUGACAUGUACCUUCUGCCGUAAGGACACCAAUAGGACAUUCAACGGGAUGUGCAGCACUUGUUUCAAAAGGACUGCAGACUGCUUGGCCAACACCAAGGUGGGCAUUGCACCUUCGGGCCAUCAGAGGUCCACGUCUGACCCCACCCAUUUGUCGCACAGUCUUUUGCAACGUUCUGGCCACUUGGUAGCCGGCAACAAUACAGUAGAGCCAUUGCCCCACAUCCAGUCCCAGAGAGUGGAAGAGAGAAAAGGGACCAGUAAAUGUAGGAAGCCAGGUUGCAGCUUUUUCGGAACGGUCCAGAACGAAGGCUUUUGCACACUGUGCUAUUUUGAAUACCAGGAAAAUAAAGAUACUUCGAUGCUUCAUGGCAGACGGUCACAGCGAACUUCUCCUGUGUUGGGGCACUCCGGAACCUCAGUCACAAUAUACCAGAACACUGUUUCCUGCCUGGGUCGAGAAUGUGGCACGAUAGGGAGCACCAUGCUCGAGGGAUACUGCCAGAAGUGUUUCAUCGAAGCACAGAGCAAGCGGCUGCGGGAAGCCAGAAGGACUGAAGACCAGCAAGGGAGACAGCAAGAACGCAGAGAUCUUCAGCAGACGACUGCAAGUUCCCAAAAGCAGAGGUGUGCCACAGCUUCCUGUAGGAACAACUUGACUUCUAGGAGUGGGGAGCCGUGUCAGCAAUGUGUGCGGGUCAGCCAGCGGAUACAGUCUGGGUCAUCUCAGGGAGACCCUUCAGCAGAAGAACUUCCCAAACAGCGCUGCCGGGCCCCUGCUUGUGAUCACUAUGGCAACAACAAGUGCAAUGGCUACUGCAAUGAGUGUUACCAGUUUAAACAGCUCUAUGGGUAAUGUGCCUUGAUAAGCAUCAUGCCUCUUGCCUUGCCAGAAAACAAAAACCCACAACCCAAUAUUGAAAAUGGUGCUACAUCCAAAACACUCAUUUAUCCUUUCUGGUCUUCUUCAUGGCCUGUGAAAAGGGUGUGUGACUUUGACAGGAAAUGAUAAGCUGAAUUUUAUAUAUUUGCAUGUGCACAUGAGAGAGAGAGAACGCAUGCAUCUAACGGCACAAAGGACAAUAGUGUGUGCAGUCAAGAAUUUCAUAUCCUGGGACAGAAGAGCAGUUUGUUUUCCACAGAGGUGGGCUUGGGCGGAAAGUUCAUGCUGAAUACUUGGCUAAAGGCCUAAAAUUCUUUGGACUUCUGCUGAAUACGGAACCAUACAGAAUGAGUAUAGCUUCUAUACUACGCAUUGUGUUUUUUGUGUGUGACCUUUUUGCUGGUACCUCAUGCCCCCUGCGUGAAUACUGAAUUUCCAGAUGUAGAGUAACCUGACUCAAGGUUUGAAUUGAAGAGUUUUUUGCAGAACAGCCAACAGCCUGGGGCAGUUGUCCCUAAAAAUGCUGAUUGCUCAUGGAUGAAAUUUCAUGGGAGCUGAGAAAGAAAUAAAGUGUGUUAGCAAGA
This is a messenger RNA of Pogona vitticeps (central bearded dragon), 3329 nucleotides long. RefSeq names its product TNF alpha induced protein 3 (gene TNFAIP3). NCBI's taxonomy places the organism in Eukaryota, Metazoa, Chordata, Lepidosauria, Squamata, Agamidae. Gene Ontology annotation, cellular component: nucleus; cytoplasm. The record is from RefSeq and is a predicted model, not a curated record. Gene Ontology annotation, molecular function: cysteine-type deubiquitinase activity; DNA binding; zinc ion binding. Gene Ontology annotation, biological process: protein K33-linked deubiquitination; positive regulation of Wnt signaling pathway; cytoskeleton organization.